AUGGAGAACCGUACACCAAUGUCAGAAAAGGCCGCAGGGAAGCAGAGGGCCCGGGCCAUGUCCGAGACCGAUGACAAUGAAGACCCGCCACUCGAAGGCCUGGAUUGGCCUCCUACGCCUCCCCGUCCUCGCCCAGCCUACACCGGAAUGGGCCAUGAUACCCCGGGCACCGAUAGUGUUGGUCUUCAGUCUCAUCCGCCUCCGACUCCCACCGCCGCUCGACCUGCAGCGCUCCAUCCCACUUCCCGUGACAUGCAUACUGCACCGUCUCAUGCUUCUCAUGGGUCAUAUACCCCGGCGGCUUCUUACCCUCAAUCUCAGUACCCAUCCACUCCUUACACCAUCUCACACCAUCGCUCCCCUGCCGCAGCGCCGGAGCCUUACCGCAGUUUCCCGACUGGCUCUCCGCAUUCGCUCAGCCAUCUCCCGCACGGCGAACCUCCGAGUCGUUGGGUCUUCUCGUCGGAAGAUCGCGGCGAACCGGCGCCGGCACGCACGCCGUCAGCCCCUGCGGGGCGAGACUAUACCAGCCAGCCAGCCCAGCGGCCUAGUAAUCGUUUCCCUCCACCUGCGCGGGGUCGGAGUCCACCUGUGAAUGUGAAGGAGGAGCCACGCAGCGACAACGAAGACUUCCCUGAGGUUUCGGAGAUCCUUUCGCAACGUAUGCCGGCCGCGAAGCCUCCGAGCCGCAGCCAAAAGCCUGCGUCAUCACGAGCCAACCCAAAGCCUGUCGCUUCCAAGGCCGCUCCAAAGCCUGCUUCAAAGGCAAAGGGCCCAGCCGCGCCGCCUUCCGCACGCAAGCGUGGCCGCUCACCGCAGGGCGCGGCACAGGUCGCUUCGGCGGCUCCGCGACGUGGUGGCCGCCAGCCGGGUGCUACGACCUAUACCGAGGCUGACUACCGUGCGAUGAUGGACUUCGUACGCGAUGUCUUGCCGCUCGGACCAGACGAAUGGGCAAGGGUCAGGUCGCUCUACAACGAGCGUGCGCAGAGGGAGGGUCGUCCUGAGCGCCAGGUAAAGCCCCUUAGGUCAAAGUUUGAGUCGCUUGCCCGUACACCCAAGCCUACUGGCGAUGCUGAGGUGCCGUGGUGGGUCGAAGAAGCAUGGAUCAUUGACAACUCCAUAAAUGAGCGUGCCCACGUCCGCCCGCUUGACGACGAUGAGGGGAUCGAUGGUGUUGGUGGAGCGCAGGGUGAUGAACACGACGUGAUCGAGAUCUUCGACUCUGACGAGGAGGAACCCAUUGUGAAACCUGAUCCCGACUCUGUGCCAGCACCCCUGCGCAAAAAGCUCAAGACCGGCGUCACUACUACGACGGCUGCAUCGAGCACUCCGGGUCGCCAGCCUCGUACUACUGGUCCCUCGGUCAGCGCGUCUCCGAGUCCAGUGACUACUAGCGCAGGGUCUGGACCACUUGCGAGCCGCCCUACGCGCUCCGGAAUCUCGAACAACCUCCUCAAUAAUCUUGCUACUGCAUUUGAUCCGGCGACUCAGACAGCACGGGAAGACGCGCGGGCAGCUCGCCAGAUGGAGAACACUGUUCUUCAGAUGCUUCUCAAUGAGAUGCACAGUACGCGCGACCGGACGGACACCCUCCUCGAGCGACUCGCAGAACAGACCCGUCGCGCCGAUCGUCUCGAAAACGAAUUGCACCGCCGCGAAUGGGAACGUCGCCAUGACUCCCAACCCCUCUAUUCAUCCUCAAGCUAUCUUGAACCCACUGGCAGUGCAUCCGCGUCAAGCCGGCUCCUCCCCUCCGCCGAGCCACUCGCACCACAAGCGAUUGCCGGGCCGUCCAACUGGUCCAGCCACCACCAGCAAUCCCCGCCGCCAGACCUCGCGCAGAUUGCAGCAAUGGCAGCACUUGCACGAGAAGAAGCAGGUGACGCCUACAUCCACUUGCAUCCGAGUCCGCAGAACGCACCUGUCUCGUUCGACCAGAAUCAUCAUAGCAGCUCUUCGGAGCCUUCGGGCCUUCCUACACCCUCCGCAGAGAACGGCCUUGUUGUAAACCCAUCACUUGCAUUGACAGUGGUCUCCGCGCUCUCGCGGCAGCAGCUCUAG
Messenger RNA from Rhodofomes roseus, 2064 nucleotides. RefSeq lists its product as uncharacterized. The record is from RefSeq and is a predicted model, not a curated record. The coding region runs from base 1 to 2064 and encodes 687 amino acids. Lineage: Eukaryota; Fungi; Basidiomycota; Agaricomycetes; Polyporales; Fomitopsidaceae. The transcript has 4 exons.